UUAAUAUUGAAAAUGGAGAGUCUCAGAAGGGGAUUCAAGAAGAUGGUCCAGUUUAUCAAACUAUGGAUCAAUAAAUUCUUCUUGUUUAUCAAACAACACAAGUUUAAAUCAGCCAUAGCUGCUAUUGCAAUAGUGGCUCUUCUUGUGAAGAGACUAAUGAGGAAGUAUUUAUAUGCCAGUCAGUUCUUAAAUUUGGUAUCUGAAGAUAAAGUUUUCUCAGUCUUUGUAUAUGGAAUGUUCCUGAGUUUCAAGAUGAAAGGGUCCAGCACUCUGUAUUUCACUGAUAGAUCAAUGCUGACAGACUCUGAUCUGUUCCAUCUCUUCAAUAAGCAUCGGAUAAAAUUUGCCACUUCACCUAUCGAAGAUAGGCUUAUUGGCACAAUAGUAGUUGGAGUUAUUCUCCCAGCUCUAGUCAUGGUGCUAGCAAUGAAGAAUUUGAUGAUCCCUAAGAAAAACUCAAAUCAUCUCUUCCAAGGGGACGAGAACAUGGUUCUCUUCUCUGACAUUGGAGGCAAUGAAUUUGCUAAGAGCUCUCUACAAGAGAUCAUUGAUUACAUUAAGAGUCCAGAUGAUUACAGUAGUUAUGGAAUCAGACUUCCUAAAGGAGUGCUUUUGUAUGGCCCACCAGGAACAGGUAAAACUUUAUUGGCUAAAGCAGUUGCUAAUGAAUGUGGUGCUAACUUCCUUUACACUUGAGGAUCAGAUUUCGUUGAAAUUUUUGUAGGUCAAGGCCCAAAAAGAAUCAGAGAGAUGUUUAAAGAGGCAAGGUCAUACAAAAAGUGUAUCAUCUUUAUCGAUGAAAUAGACUCUCUUGGUUAUGAAAGAAACAAGCAGUCUCUCUGUAAAGAAGCUGAUAAUACACUCAACCAACUUUUGUCUGAGAUGGAUGGAUUCCAAGAAAGCAAGGGCAUCACAGUUAUUGGAGCUACCAACCAGCCUGAUAUUUUAGAUAAGGCGCUUCUCCGUCCUGGUAGAUUUGAUAGGAAAAUCAAAAUUAAUUUGCCUGAAAAGGCUGAGAGAUGUGAUAUUUUAAAUAUUCAUCUUAGUAAAAGAAUGACUGACGUCACUCAAGAAGGAGUCCAAGAAGUCGCAGAAAUUACCAAAAAUUUCUCAGGAUCUGAGCUAGAAAACAUCGUCAAUGAAGCUUCCUUCGCUGCUUAUAGAAGAGCAAGGAAGAAUAUCAGACAAGGAAAAAUUAGGAAUGAUGACAUUAAGGAAUGAGCACAAAGAGCUAUUCAAGAAAAAGAGUCUCUUGAGGGCAAUAAAAGAAAUUCCCAGGCUGACUGGACAAGCAUAUACAAGAACCUGAUUAUUAAUCCUCAUGCGCUUUCUAAAUAAGUAUAAUC
This is a messenger RNA of Moneuplotes crassus, 1346 nucleotides long. NCBI's taxonomy places the organism in Eukaryota, Ciliophora, Spirotrichea, Euplotida, Euplotidae. The record is from the annotation of a GenBank genome assembly.